UGGCGCUGUGAUCAUGAACUCCGCUGUAAACUCAACAGAUGAAGAGGAGCUGUAGCUUUUUCCCCUUUCUGGGAUAUUUUCUCUCUAAGGAUCUGAUACUAAGAGCUGUAUAAUAAUGGAGUCAGCAGAGAUUCCAACAUGCUUUUCCAGAAACCCUUCACACACUCCUGCUGCUGCUGGCUUACAGCUUUGUGGGAAUGUACAGACAGAAACUUGUACGGAUUCAGGUGGAGGGACAUCUCUAGAACAUCUCCUCACACCUGUGGACCAUCAGAAACAUGCAAAGGAAGAACCUGAAGAUGAAGACUACCUCUGUAAAGCAGCAUCAGCUUCUGUGGGACACAUCACAUCUGUGGAGCAGCAGAAACAUGUAAAAAAGGAACAACCUGAAGAUGAAGACUGUCUCCGUGGAGGGACAUCAAACUCUGUGGAACAUGUAGACAAGGAUAUUAAAGAAGAAGAAGUUGAAGAUGAAGACUACAUCUGUACAGCGACAGUAUGGGAAAUGACUGAUGCCCAGUUUCAGGUCUUCUCCUGCUCCUGGUGUACCCUUUCCUACAGAUUUCAAAAUUACCUCAACAAACACAUCAGAAGAUGCCACUAUGAGGAAUAUGAGAGAGAGUUAAAAUCAGGACAGGUAAAAUAUGACAAUCUUCUGACCACAAGAAGCUCCAGUAUUCAGCAAACCACCUCUGGUACUGACAGCAGUAACAUCUCUUCUAAUCAGCGAAUGGGGAGAGACGUGUAUCCCUGUUCGCAGUGUGGGAAGAGAUUUACUGACCGGAGUAAUCUCAGACGACACCAAUACAUUCACACGGGAGAGAAGCCGUAUCGCUGCUCAGAGUGCCAGAAGAGUUUUAUUCGCAAAUAUGAUCUCCAGAUACACCAGCGUAUUCACACGGGAGAGAAACCGUAUCCCUGCUCCGAGUGUGGGAAGAGUUUUAUUCGAAACUGUGAUCUCCAGAUACACCAGCGCGUUCACACAGGAGAAAAGCCGUAUCACUGCUCAGAAUGUGGGAAGAGUUUUAAUCAACAGAGCCAUCUCCAAACACACUUACACAUUCACACAGGACAGAAACCGUAUCACUGCUCGGAGUGUGGGAAGAGCUUUAUCCGACGGAAUGAUCUCCAGAUACACCAGCACAUUCACACAGGAGAAAAGCCCUAUCAUUGCUCAGAGUGUGGAAAGAGUUUUAUUCGACAGGGUGAGCUCCAAAUACACCAGCGCAUUCACACGGGAGAGAAGCCGUAUCGCUGCGUACAGUGUGGGAAGACCUUUUCCCAAAACAGUAAUCUUCAGCGACACCAGCGUGUUCAUUCAGGAGAGAGGCCAUAUCACUGCUCACAGUGUGGAAAGAGUUUUGCCCAACAUGGGAAGCUCCAACAACACCAGCGCAUCCACAAUAAGGAAAAGCUGCAUCACUGCUCGGAGUGUGGGAGGAGUUUUAAUCAACAGAGCAAUCUCACUCAACACCAGUGUGUUCACACCUGAUUUAAUUUUCAGUGUUGAUGUGCAUUUAUCAUACAGAAGUGCUUCGAGAUCAAACCAUCAGCCUACCAUCUCAUUAGAGCACUGAAUAAGCUGCAGUUCAAAUAGUUAGCAUAAGUUGCGUACGAUACGUAAAUAAAUGUAUUUAUUGUGUUAUCUGUGUCUGUUGGGAGCAAGCUUAGCCUUGUGAAGGUGCUCUUAUUUUGUUAUGGUAAGAAAUAUAAGGAACUACAAGAAAUUAGUACACAGUAAGGCUAAUAAGCUGCGAAUGGCUCGUUCAGCAUAGCUACAGUGAAAGGUCCUAGCGCCCGACACCAAUCUUUAUGUUUACAUCAUGUAUGAAAAUAAUAAUAUGGUAAUAGAACAGUAACCCCAUGCUAAUGCCCUACUUCUGCUUAGAAUUUUGCUCAUUAGAGAUUGAUUUUUAAAUUUAAAAGUUAUUCCCACAUUUGGGUAAAGCUGCUUUGUGACAGUAUCCACUGUUAAAAAGUGUUAUAUAAAUAAAAUUGGAUGGAGUUGACAGUAACAGUGCUCUGAGUUCAGCAUGACUUUGUUUAUUUGAAUAAAGACAUGUGCACUAUGUUCCCCAACACAGCUCGGAAGACUUCUAGUGACUUUUAUAAUUGGAUUAUUGAUAAAGUUAUUGAAUAAGCUCAAAGCACUGUGCUUACACUUCAGAGUGAACACAUCAGUAUUAAAAUGAUAGAUUAUUAAUCUGACAACUUAGAGACUUUCUUUUUUUUAAUGUCAUGGACCUGGAGGAAAGCUACAAAAAGUAUGUAAAAUGAGAUUAUGCCCAAAUGGUGCUGUGAUGCCAAUGAAGACAGUUUGGGAGUCCAGUAUAAGCCCAGCACCAUAGCCUAGAGACUGAGCGAUAAAAGGUCUAUUUCAAGGAAGACUCAUGAUCUGAUUGAUUGUAAGAAUUCAGCAGCUCAGUUGAAAUCGAUGAUGAUAAAAGCUCAGGACUGUCCUGACAAGAGCAAGAAGCCAUUUUGUCCACUUGUUCUCAUCUGAGUAGAGUGAAGAUGUGAAAUCUGUGGCUAUAUCUGAGAGACUCUUUUUGACUUUGAGUGAUUAUAAGAUACAGGUUACAGGAUUAGUGAUGGUCAUCAGCUUUUAUGUUCUCUAUGCUAUACUCUCAGAAACGCUGGACAGUAAGACAUUCAAAACAAAGCAUGCUGUCUGUUACAAAAAAUCUCAGCUGAUAGUAAAGUGACAUCUGAGUCGCAAUAUUCAACUUAAGCUUCAACAGUAUCCUUUCUACACAUAUCCCGUCCUUGUGGGUUGGGGUCAGAGCACAGGGUCAGCCAUGAUGCAGCAGCCCUGGAGCAGGGUGGAAUGGGGGCCUUGCUCAAGGGCCCAACAGUGGUAGUUUGGCAGUGCUGGGGCUUGAAGUCCAACCUUCUGGUCAACAACCCAGAGCCUUAACCACUUGAGCUACCACUCUGGAAGUGUGGAGUUUUUCAGCUGCAGGUACUACAAUCAGGCUCCAGACAGCAUGUUCUACUGCACCCAAGCUCAAGGUGCAUACAUACCUUGCAUCAGCUCCACUGGUGACUUCACAUGCAAUGUGAUUUUCAGCCACAUGAAAGCUAAAAUACUCAAUAUGGUGCCACUUCUGAGGUCUUGGUGAGAAUCUCUACCAGUCUGAUUUAUGGAUAGUUCCAGGUGUUUCCAUGGAUGGUUGGCACAAUUCAUUUUGGUGGACUCAAACAAUCACCUCUGCGAAAGCCAUUUAAUCAUAGGGCUUGUUAGCCAUAUGGCCAAAAGAGCCUUGGACAGAGGAACUUGGGCAACCAAAUAAAAAGCCACUGAAGUUAAAUGAAUUGCCCUGAUGGCAACUUUGAAUGGCCCAUAUUUUGCUCUCAAACCCAAAUGUCUUCAUUGUAGAACAAACACUACAGAGCUGGUCUUCUUGUUCCAUUACUCUCACAGAGGACUGUACAUCAUCUGCUUAGGUGAGGUAU
Molecule: messenger RNA, 3456 nt
Organism: Hemibagrus wyckioides
Lineage: Eukaryota; Metazoa; Chordata; Actinopteri; Siluriformes; Bagridae
Product: zinc finger protein 664-like
Exons: 6
Coding region: 116-1492 (458 amino acids)
Biological process (GO): regulation of transcription by RNA polymerase II
Cellular component (GO): PcG protein complex; transcription regulator complex
Molecular function (GO): DNA-binding transcription factor activity, RNA polymerase II-specific; RNA polymerase II cis-regulatory region sequence-specific DNA binding
Source: RefSeq, a predicted model, not a curated record